Messenger RNA from Chaetura pelagica (chimney swift), 1581 nucleotides. It is a transcript of the gene PARP3, whose product is annotated as poly (ADP-ribose) polymerase family, member 3. The transcript is spliced from 10 exons. The record is from RefSeq and is a predicted model, not a curated record. Gene Ontology annotation, molecular function: NAD+ poly-ADP-ribosyltransferase activity. Lineage: Eukaryota; Metazoa; Chordata; Aves; Apodiformes; Apodidae. Bases 1 to 1581 code for a protein of 526 amino acids. Gene Ontology annotation, cellular component: site of double-strand break.
AUGGCUUCCAAGCGCCGCGCAUCCCCCCCGAAACAGCCAGACGGCAAGGGCAAGAAGGUGAAAGAGGAGGAUGAUACCUGGAGCUCCACCUUGGCAGCCCUGAAAACUGCCCCGAAGGAGAAGCCCCCUGCCACCAUCGAUGGGCUGUGCCCCCUGAGCACAGCGCCAGGAGCCAGGGUCUAUGAGGACUAUGACUGCACCCUGAAUCAGACCAACAUCAGUGCCAACAACAACAAGUUCUACAUCAUCCAGCUCCUUGAGCAUGAUGGUGCCUACAGUGUCUGGAGCCGCUGGGGCCGUGUGGGGGAGGUGGGCCAGUCCAAGCUCAUGCCCACUGCCUCCCUGGAGGCUGCCAAGAAGGAUUUUGAGAAGAAGUUUCGGGAGAAGACCAAGAACAGCUGGGCAGCGAGGGAGAACUUUGUUGCCCAGCCAGGGAAAUACACACUCAUUGAGGUGCAGCCAGGGGCUGGGCAGGAGGUGGAGGUUGCCCUCAAGGUGGAUGGUGUGGAUGGGGACAAGGUCUGCAAGCAGCGGAUACUGCCCUGCACCUUGGACAAAGCCACGCAGGAGCUGGUGUCCCUCAUCUUCAGCAGUGACAUGUUCCGGGAUGCCAUGCAGACCAUGAAUAUCGAUGUGAAGAAGAUGCCACUGGGGAAGCUGAGCAAGCAGCAGAUUGCGAGGGGCUUUGAGGCUCUGGAGGAGCUGGAGGCAGCACUGAAGGAUCAGCCCCCGCAGGCCGCCUGCCUGGAGGACCUCUCAUCCCGCUUCUACACCAUUAUCCCCCAUAAUUUUGGGCGGGCACGGCCACCCCCCAUCGACUCCCCCGAGCUGCUGCGUGCCAAGAAGGACAUGCUGUUGGUGCUGGCCGACAUUGAGGUGGCACAGAGCCUGCAGGCACAGAAGGUGAAGGAGGAGGAGGAGAAGGAAGUUGCCCAUCCGCUGGAUCAGGAUUAUGCCCUGCUCUGCUGCCAGCUGUCCCUGCUGGACCCAGCUUCCCGGGAAUACCAGCUGAUCCAAAACUAUGUGACACAGACGGGACACAGACUCCGCAUUCUCAACAUCUGGCAGGUGGCUCGAGAUGGUGAGGAUGAGCGCUUCAAAGCCCAUGAUCUCCUGGAGCACCGGCGCCUGCUGUGGCACGGCACCAACGUGGCGGUGGUGGCCGCCAUCCUGAAGAGCGGGCUGCGCAUCAUGCCCCACUCCGGCGGGCGCGUGGGCAAGGGCAUCUACUUUGCCUCUGAGAACAGCAAGUCAGCCUGCUACGUGGGCUGCACUUCCAAGAACAUUGGAAUUAUGUUCCUGACGGAGGUGGCCCUGGGCAAGCUCUACCACAUCACCUGUGAUGACCCCACACUGCGUCAGCCACCCCCUGGCUAUGACAGUGUCCUGGCCUGUGGCCGGACAGAACCGGACCCUGCCCAGGAUGAGGAGAUGCUGCUGGAUGGCAAGAAGGUGCUGGUGUGCCAGGGCAAGCCCAUCCCCAUGCCCGCCUAUCGUGACUCCUCCUUCAGCCAGAGCGAGUACCUCAUCUACCAGGAAAGCCAGUGUCGGAUCCGCUACCUUGUCCAGCUCCACUUCUGA